This is a messenger RNA of Daphnia carinata, 1028 nucleotides long. RefSeq names its product putative ankyrin repeat protein RF_0381. The transcript is spliced from 2 exons. The record is from RefSeq and is a predicted model, not a curated record. The coding region runs from base 138 to 1016 and encodes 292 amino acids. NCBI's taxonomy places the organism in Eukaryota, Metazoa, Arthropoda, Branchiopoda, Diplostraca, Daphniidae. Gene Ontology annotation, cellular component: cytoplasm; nucleus. Gene Ontology annotation, molecular function: protein binding.
AAUAAGUUACAAAAAUCUGAUCGACAUGUAGAGCAACCUUAAUUCACUACAAUAAUUUUGUAUUCCCGUAACUAAUACUAAAAUAAUUUAUUUUACAAAUGGUCGGUAAACUACGCACUUAAGAUCUACCUGGAAAAAUGCUUGCUGAAAAAGAAGCAGAAUUGCGCCAAUUAUGUACUGCUGAUUUUUCGUCAGCUUUAGUAGGAAAAAUCUAUGACUUAAUUCUUCUUCGAAUCGACGUGAAUGCAAAGGGAGAAGACGAAAGAAAUGCGCUGCAUUGUUUGUGUGAAUACAAUGCAAGUUCCAAUUUAAUCGACGCAAUGAAACUGUUGAUUGAAGCCGGAAUCGACGUAAACGCAAAAGGAGAAGAAGAAAGAAAUGCGUUGCAUUUUUUGUGCGAAUACAAUGCAAGUUCCAACUUAAUCGACGCAAUGAAACUGUUAAUCGAUGCCGGCAUCGACGUAAACGCGAAGGAAAAAGCCGGAUGGAACGCGCUCCAUUUUUUAAGUGAAAACAAUGCAAGUUUAAACUUGAUCGGAGCAAUCGAACUUUUAAUCCAAUCCGGAAUCGACGUGAAGGCAACGGACAGGGAUGGAUGGAAUGCGCUUCAUUUUCUGUGUCGUUUUCAUUCAAGCUCAGAAUUGAUCACAGCAAUUGAAAUCUUAAUCGCACAAGGGAUCAAUGUAAACGCAAACGACGAUAAAGGGUGGAAUACGCUCCAUUUCUUAUGUCGACACAGUUCAAACUCAAACUUAACCGACGCAGUUAAACUCUUAAUUCAACAUGGGAUCAAUGUGAACACGGAGACCAACAGUGGAUCGAAUGCGCUCCAUUAUCUUUGCCGAAAUAAUUCAAGCUCGAACUUAAUCAACGUCAUUAGAAUCCUAAUCCAAAAGGGAAUACGCGUCAAAUGCAAUGGCCACGAUGCACGAUCUAUGUUACGCGGACGUCAUGGAAUAUCCAACGUGGAUGGAAUCAUAAAAUUCCUGGACGUAGCAUCUCGUGGCCAAGGUUAAGUCAACAAAGAU